Cyprinodon variegatus (sheepshead minnow) is the source of this 7896-nucleotide messenger RNA. It is a transcript of the gene aard, whose product is annotated as ankyrin repeat domain-containing protein 26-like. The record is from RefSeq and is a predicted model, not a curated record. Gene Ontology annotation, molecular function: protein binding. NCBI's taxonomy places the organism in Eukaryota, Metazoa, Chordata, Actinopteri, Cyprinodontiformes, Cyprinodontidae. Bases 196 to 7767 code for a protein of 2523 amino acids. The transcript is spliced from 41 exons.
CCCCCUGCUUAUUUUUCAUUGGUUCCUUGUAGCUUAAACUGCAAGCAUGUUCAUAUGAGUGAACUUCGUUAGCUUCAUGAAAUAAACUACAAUCGACAAUCAACAGGGAUGGGAGAGCCUCCUGCGGUGAGCCCUCAGCAGCUAACAGGAGGCGAGGAGUGACGCUAAAAGAGGCAGCUGGGAUUGCUCUGGGAAAUGAAGAAGUUAUUCGGCUUUACGAAGAAAAAGAAGAACUCAUCUGGAACCUCUGACAAUGUCAGCGCUCUCUCUGAUGGCUACGACCUGAAAGACAAAGAUCUGGGCAAAAUCCACAAAGCUGCCCUCCAGGCUGACUUGGCAAAGCUGAAGCAGCUGCUUAAGAAAAAUGAUGUCAAUCAAGUUGACAAGGAAAGCAGAACUGCGCUUCAUGUUGCCUGUGCUACUGGUCAUGCUGAAGUGGUGCAGCUCCUUGUUGAUAGCAAAGCCAAGCUUGACCUACGAGACAAUCAACACAGAUCCGCCUUAAUGAAGGCUGUUCAGGGCCAGCAUGAGGGCUGCUUGACUAUAUUGUUGGAAAAUGGAGCCAGUCCCAAUCUAGAGGACAUCAAUGGGAACACAGCCCUCCAUUUAGCAGCAAACAUCCCAUCGCUAUCCAUGGCAGGACUGUUGCUGCACCAUGGGGCCGAAAUCAACGCUCAAAACAAGGAGGGCUUCACGCCGCUGACCGUAGCAGUCCGUGAGGACCGGUUAGAAAUGGCCGAGUUUCUCCUGAAAGAGACGGCCGACGUGAAUUCUCUGGACCGAGAACACAGGUCUCCUUUGAUGCUCGCUGCCGGCGGCGGGCAACACAGGAUGGUCAAGCUUCUCUUGCAGUUCCAGCCAGACGUCACGAUUCAGGACGACAAAGGCUGGUCAGCUGAUGACUACGCAGUAAGAAAUGGCCAUCACAGUUGUUGUCUAUUGAUCACAGAACAUGGAACCAAGCAGACUCCUAGAGCCUCCGUCUCACAUCCAGGUCCAAGCAAGAAGAAAAACAUUUUGGCUUUUCCUUCCCAAGAUGUUGACACAAGCUUUUCUUUAGGAGGACCAGCCACUAAUAAAGAGCGUGGAACAAAUGGAGCAGGGGGAGAUUUGGAAGAUGAUUCCUUGUCAGAGUCAGUUAGUCGAGCUUCUAAAAGUGCGAAUGAUGAGUGGCCUUCAACAGAGGAUGAGGAUGAUUCUGCAGAAAAGAAACCAUCUAAGAUCAGCCAAAUAUUUGGAUCUAAAAUGGGAAAAGCUCCUGUGCUACCCGAAAUGUCCCGGAGUGACACAGAAUCGGAGGAGGAAAGUGAAACUGGUGUCCAAAGAAUCCCAGCCUCUCCUCAGCACCCAGUAGAUCUCCCAGCCGUUUCCUCCCUUCUUCCCAAAUCACCCUGGAUGGCUUCUACUCCUCUCCCAAGCGCUAGAAAGAUUAAUUAUAUAUCGGAGAAAAGUGACAAAGCAGAGGCAGAAAACACGGAUCUCAACAGACCCGAUGGAGCCCAAAGCUUUGCCCGGCCAGCAACACUAGAUGUUGCAGAGGACUGCAUUGUUUCUGCCAUUAGGGUGGAAUCUAAGCUGUCUGAUGAAGACGAGGAAUGCAUGAAGCCAUCACAUCUCCAAAUCAAUCCAAAUCAAUGUCCAACAGAAAGAUGGGUCCGGUCAGCUGGCAGGAUCAAAGAUGUAGGGUCAGACAGAGAAACAGGAGAUGAGGACAAGGAUUCCUUGAGCGAUAAGCAAAACAGUGCAGACAGCCAUGAUGAUCAGGGAGGCAAUGAAGCAGGGGGAAUGGGCGGCAGCGCUUUGAUCGCUGUUCCAAGAUCGCUGUUAGCCAAGGUCGGAGAAAACACUGAAUCUGAUGUGGAAGACCAUGGAUCGUCAGAGAGGGAGCCUUUUAAACGUAGAUCCUCAUGGGGCUCCUCGAUGGAGGGAAGUGACGCCGACGAACCUGAAGAGAGGCAGGCAGAUGAUCACGUCCUACAACAAGAACAGGAUGUUCCAGCACUGGGAAAGCAGCUGCAAGCAGCUUCUUUACCUCCAGAAGUGGAGCAGCAUGCUACCUCAUGGGAGUCUUCCUCACCUCUAUCGCCAUCUGCUAAACCAGGUCUGCAAAGUUCUCCUGAGGCUCGAAUCAAACCAGCUGCAGCAACUGCAGGUGAAUCUGACUGGGAUUCUUCUGAAGCCGACAACCAAGAAGAUCCUGGUGCUAAAUAUGACGCUACCUCAGCUGAUUCUCAAGCAGCUGCUGAGGCUCACUGUAAGGUGAAACAAACGCACCAAUUCUCCUUGGAAGAAGAGGACAGACACAGGAUUUAUAAAGAAUCCAGUGACCCCUCCCUGGUAGCACCCGAGAAUGAAAGCCCAGAACAGGCAGCGUUUGAGGACGGAGAACCAGCAGCGUCUUUCUUGAAAAUGGAAGAAAGGUUUGAUUCUGAAAAGGAGGAAGGGGGCAGCAGUAGUUGGGAAGAUGAAAGUGCUGAUUCAGAGAAGCAGCUAACGUCACUUCCAACUGAUGUCAAUUUGCCGUCACUGAACCCCGAAGACGGAACGUCAGUCGAUGAGAAAGACGCCAAAACAGACUUUAUUCAGGCUGAUGACAACAAAGUGAUUCCCUGCUCCCUUAUUGAUGGACGUUAUGAUGGCAAAGAUGAAACCAAAGCUCAGGCAGAACAGAUGCAUGCUGGGAAAACCCAGAGUAAAGACAAUUUUCGCUCAGAGCUGGGUCUGACCACAGAGGAAGAAGAGGAAAGUCCAUGGGACUCUGAACCCAACUCUGAACUUUCCAACAUACCUCAUAAAGAGGAGCAAGAUCUAGAUGGUCUAAUUCUAGAAGAAAAGCCUGCUCUUCAGGAUCCCCUCAAAGAAAAUAUGUUUUACAUUCCUUCUUUUUUAAGAGGGAAGGGAUGCAGUAGGAUGGCAGAGGUGUGUGUAGGCACGCCACAAGGCAGCCAGGGAGAGGCUGGAAAAGACGGUAAACAUGAUGUAGGGGGGGCCGCUGAUAAAGACGCUACACUACAGAAAAAGAGUGAAAGUCCAAAACGGGAACUGCGAAGAAUUUUCAGCAAACCUAAAGAAGAAAUGGACAUCGGGGAAGAGCUCGGCGUGGGAGACGUCGAUGAUCUGGAAGAUGGAUCAGACUGGGAUUCUACCAGUAUUCCCAGUAAGGGGGCCUUGCCUGGGUCCCCUGAGCUCAAAGGGUUUCAGGAAGAUGCUAAUUCUUCUGGUAGCGAACAGAUUGAAGAUGCUGCUCCUGCCGGCACACCAACCCAGUCCGCUCCUCAGCCCCGACCUCGUGCGAGGAUGAGGAUCCCUCAGAAACCGGACAGCGAGGAAGAAUCAGAUUCAGAGCCAGAGAAAACGGCAGGCUCUCAAAAGAAGUCUUUGUCUGACAAUCCGCUGCAAAAUGUUGCUGAGCAUCUGGCAGGUUCUGCUGAGCUCUCAGUGACGACAGGAAAUACUGAAAGAGGCUUAGACUUUGAAGACCAACAAGUAAAGGACAACAAGGAUGCAGAAGGUGGAUGCGAAUUCAGUUUGCAAAACUUAGGCCCCGCAGGCUCUGACACUGAAGAACAGGACGAUGAUGACCUUAAAGAAAAGUCUGGUGGAGAUAAACCCUGGGAGAAGCGCUACGAGAACCUCUGGGUGGAGUUGGAGAAAAAGGAGGUCAAAUCCUCCUUUAAGAGUGUCGCUGGGGAAUUAAAAGAGAAGUUUGGAGAAAUGUUGAACUCAGGGAGUCUGUCAGAAAAGGCUAGCCCUGCAUCCAGCUCUGCAUCCAGUGAGGAAGUGGAUGAAGAAGUCAUUGUUGGACCUGCAGCUAGAGCGACAUCUACUGUUCUGCAUACCAGACAGGAGGGGUCCGCUUUAGGGCCCCCUGAUCACUCCAUGUGUGAGGAACGGUGGCAGGACUGUGAUCAGGCAGUUCGGGAUCAUAAGUCCGCUCUACUCACAGCUGAUGUUCCAGGCGCCUCUUCAUCACAGCUCAGCGCUGCCCAGGAAAGGGAAGAGCAUUUAAACCAAAGGGAUGAAACCAAAACCCAACUUCAUGAAGCUGGGAGGAGCAUUUCACCUUCAGGGUCUGAGCCGCCUCAUCAUCUAGACGUCUCCAACAGAGAAGGACACGAUGAAGAGGACGUGGCAAAGUUUACCUCUGAGAUCACCAGCAAACCAGCAGCUAAACUAGAGGAGGGAAAGCCGUCAGCCUCCUGGGAUAGCAGUGAAACGGGGGGAAAACCUGAGACCUGCGCAGGAAGCCGGAUGGAUCGAGCUGAAGAAUGUGAUCAGGAAGAGCAGCUUUUUCCUUCAAAAAGGUUGUUGACUAGAAGGCAGCAGAAAAGGAAGAUGCAGAAGCCUGAAGACAUAGACACAGCAGAUGAUUUAGAUGAGCUGACCGAGUCCUCGGACACAGCCACAGAUGACAUGGACUCGCCCACCUCAGGCUACCGUCACGCCUCCCUCCUCAUGCAGAGGCUGACUUCAUCCACUUUUGACUCAACCAGUAUCACAAAGCUGCAGAACAUUUUCCAUGAGUAUGAACGCGCCAUCGAAAAAGUGAAAAGCCGCCAUGGGUAUCUGGAAGAGAAGGUUAGCCACCUGGAAAUGGAAAGGGAGGCGCUAAAGGGCUCCCUGGAGGAGGUUAAAGAUGCAAAAUCUCUGCUGGAGCGCAACCAGUUAGAACUGCAGACCCAAGUCACAAACCUGAAAUUUCAACUGAAGCAAGAGCAGGAAAACCGUCAUAAUGCCACCAUGAUGUACAACGCUACCAGGGACAAGCUGCGGAGGUUGGAGGAGCAGCAUCAGAUGGAGGUUCAGGAGAAGCAGAAAGUGGAGCUGACACUAAGAAACGUGGAGCUGGAUAUGAGAACGCUGAUCAGCAACGCCAAACAGCUGGAAGAGGAGCACGCCGAGACUCAGAGGCUGCUGGCUCAGGAACGCAGCACACGGGCCCUGCAGGAAAACCUGCUCAACAGUCAUCUCAGAAAGCAGCAAGAGAUGGAGGUGGAGAACAAGAGAAUCAUCAGCAGCAGCAGUGAGGCUUUGUCUCAGCUCACAGAAGCCAGUGACAGAGAGCGAGAGCUUCUCCAGCAGACGGCUUCGCUGCAGGAGCAGCUGUCCAUGCUGAGGAUCGAUCUUGAACGAUCGCAGGCAAACGGCGAGCUUAAAGAGAGCCAUCUGCUGGAGGAGAAAGAGACGCUGAAAGAGCAGCUGGAAGACGCUCGGCGAGACCUCAAAAUCAGCAACGACAGCGUAGCCCAGACCGUCUUCACCUGCAACAACCAGCUGGCCGCCCUCAAGGCAGAGCUGGCAAAAACGGCGAGCCGUAUGGAAAACGAACGCCAGGCCCGUGAGACGCUGGAGGCAGAGGUGGAGUCGACGCGCAGCCGCCUGGCCGGGGCCGUGAAGGAGGCGGAGCUCCGUCUGGCGGCUCAUUCAGACUCUGAGAAAACUUUGAUCUGNNUAAAGCAGCCUGUCCUUCUGUUAUUUGACCGCCUGUUUGUUAACUGUUUUAAAGGUGAAUUAGCCUCCCAGCGUGAGGCAGUAAGCAGCCUGUCACAGAAGCUGGCCAAAGCUGAAGCUCGUGCAAACAGCAUGGAGAACGAGGUGCAUCGGGUCACUCUGCAGCUAACGGAGAAAGGUCUGCUGCUGGACGUCCUGCAGAGAGAGAAGGAGCAGGCGGCGACUCGCACCAAGGAACUAGAAAACGCUCUGCAUGCAGAGAGGGAGCAGGUCAGCCGUGCAGCGGCGCGCCAUGAAGCAACGCAAGAACGGCUAGCCCAAGCCCAGAGCGAGGCCAUGCUGCUACGGCAACAACUAGAGGAGGCCAACAACAAGGGGUCUGCAAAGGAGCGUGCCGUCACAGACGCCCAGGAGCGCUUCACAGACAUCCUGUCCAAGCUGCGCUCUGAUGGCGAGGGGAGGGUUCAGAUGGUGGAGGACAGAAACAAGGAGCUGGCUGCCAAGGCUGCAGAUCUUCGUGAUCAGAUUUAUAAGUUAGAGGAAGAGAAAAAUGAACGAGAGACCAGCAUGAGGCAGCUGCAACAGGAGCUAGCCGACUCUCUGAAGAAGCUGUCAAUGAGCGAAGCCUCCCUGGAGGUCAACACACGCUAUCGCAACGACCUGGAGGAGGAGAAAGCUCGGCUCCUCAAAGACAACGACCGACUCAGAGGAAAGCUUGAUGAAAGCGAGGAUCAGUACGUUCAGGCAGAGCGACGGAUCAACAGCCUGAAGAGCAGUCUGGGCGACAGGGAGAAGGAACUAAGCAGUGCAGCUCAGAAACUCCAGGAGGCGCUGUCUGCCGCCGCUGCUGCCGAGCUGACCGUCAAACAGCUUGAGGGCGCCGUGCAACGGCUGGAGAUCGAGAACGCCCGACUGGAAGCUGCUGCAAAGCAACAGGCCAAUAAGAUCGAGGUUCUUCAGAAAGGAGCUCAGGAAGCUGCUAUGGUGCGAGGCCGUCUGGAAGACAUGGUAACUAAUCUCCAAAGCAGCAAAAUGACCUUAGAGGAGCAGCUGAACAAAGAGGUCCAAAAACAAAGCAGGUUAUCUCACAGCGCUCAGGAUUCCCAGACGCUGUGGGAGGAGGAGCUGAAGAGCCGCUCUAAGUUAGGCCUGCGUCUGGCCGAGCUGGAAAAGGAAAAGGGAGAGCUCACCUCUCAGAUGGAGAUGGAAAAGAAGAAAGCGAAGAAAAUGGCCGAGCAGAAGAAGGCGGCCGACACGCGCCUCGAUCAGGAGAUGAAGAGGAACAUGGAGCUUCAGAAAGAAAUGUACAGGCUACGCACUUUAUUGAAGACUGCAAAGAAGAAGCUGCGUGAUCAAGAUGGCGGUGGAGCCGAGGCGUCCUCUCUGCGGUUGGAUCAGGGCCGACCGGCUGACGCCACCUUGGCAUGGAUGAAGGAAAAGGUGGAUGAUCUGCAGGGACAGCUGGAGAAGGAAACGUCUCAUCGUAACCAGCUAGAGAAGAUCAACGAGGAGCUUAAGGAUCAGGUGGCGUCCCUAAAAGGAUUGGGCCGUAGUCACGAUGAGCAGGAGAGAAGCAAGAGGCUGCUGGAGGAGGAGGUGUUGGAACUGAGGCGCCGACUGGAGGCCAAUCAGAUCCAGAGGGAGCAGCACCGCCGUGAGAUGGAGGAGAAAGCCCAGCGGGACCUUAAAGACAAACUGGAGCAAGUCAACCUGUUCCUGCAGUCCCAGGCAGCUUCUCAAGAACAACUAGACCAGCUUAAAGCUGCCAACGAGGCCAACCUGCGCACCCAGCUGGAGCAGAGGAUCCAGAAGCUGGAGGCGGAGCUGGGCCGGGCCCGCAGCGGUCAGCUGGAGAGUCUGAACCAAAGAGAGUCUGAGCUAGAGCGCUACCGACAGCUCUACAAUGAAGAGAUGCGCCAGCGGAAGUCCCUCGCUGCUAAACUGGACAGGGCCAACAGUCGGCUCUCAGAAGCUAACUCCAAGCUGCUCAGCGAGCGCAGCAGGUCUUUCCUGGCUAACGGGAGCCCGGUGCGUCUCUCCCCAGCGGACCCCGGGGCCGCCGUCGGGUCCCUCAACAGGAGCUUUGGUUUUCCCCUCAGUCCUGUGACAGAGCGCGGGGUGGAGGACUACCUGGCUAAGAUGCAGAGUGAGUUGGAUAAAAACAUAUCGAAAGAACUGAGCAAAGCUGCAGCAGAGCUGGACGCCGCCUCCGUCCGUCUGUCUCCUGUGGGCUCGGCCGGCGCAGCCGAGCUGGACCCCCUCAGCAGAGCAACGCAGCAGUAUUUGGAGGUGCUGAAGAAGAACCGUAGGAUCUAACUCCAUAUUUUAGCUGCCAACCAUCAGAAACUAAGAAGAUUUUAACCCAUGUUUGGUUUUUUAUCUUGUGUCAUGAAAAAAAAUCAACUUUAUUGCACAUUGAGGGAGGAGUCUCUGAACAGGAACAAU